Molecule: messenger RNA, 5438 nt
Organism: Nasonia vitripennis (jewel wasp)
Lineage: Eukaryota; Metazoa; Arthropoda; Insecta; Hymenoptera; Pteromalidae
Exons: 3
Coding region: 1559-2737 (392 amino acids)
Molecular function (GO): RNA-DNA hybrid ribonuclease activity; nucleic acid binding
Source: RefSeq, a predicted model, not a curated record
UGUAAUUAUUUUGGCUGGUAUAAUAAGUAUCUUUAACAAUAGGAUCUUUUUGCAUAGGAUUUUGCAAUCCUGUCGCUUGGUGGGACGACGAGUGUAAUAAACUCAAGAGACUUCGCAAAGCUGCUUAUAAGAAGUGGGAAUACUCCGGACUAACAGCUAACCAUCAAAACUACAUCAAAGCAGAUACUACUCUUCGGAAAACUUUCAAAAAAAAAAGAAGAAAACCUGCUAUCGCCAAUUUGCUGAAACCAUUAAUUUCAGGAAGAAUCCGACUUAUGUACGGAGCAAAACUAAAAUAUUCAAAAACAAAUGGGUUGAGACACCGGCUCCAAAUCACGAUAAAGCUCUUUUUAAAUCUCAAGCUGACCUUGUUUUGGAAAAAAUUGCUCCGUAUCACAAUGAAGAUAACACCAUCAAUCCUGAACCGGAACUUCCCAAUAUCAAGGAUUCGUUUUUUGACCAUCCUUUUGACUUCUAUGAAUUCAACACUGCACUCCAUAUACAACGACAUAUACAACCAAAUGCACUUGUGCCAAGAGUAUCCCCAUCAGUGGCAGGAUACCUACGUCCAUUUUAUAAAGAAGCCUGAUGGAUCUGGUCUCAGGCCUAUUGCAAUGACGUCCUGUUUAGGCAAGAUUUACGAGCUUAUGGUUAAAAACAGGCUCCAAUGGUACUGUGAGCAUAAUCAAAUCCUGCCUCCUUCUAAUUCUGGUUUUAGAAAAGGAAGGUCAUGCAAUGACAACCUAACUAACUUAGCUCUCUAUAUUGAAGACGGUUUUGCGAAGGGAAAGAGCACACUGGCUGCUUUCCUGGAUGUUCAAGGGGCAUUUGACUGUGUAAAUCCAGUGAUGCUACUCAAAAGACUAAAUGAAAUAGGAUGCUCAGAUUCGAUUCUUUGUUCGAAGUUUGUUCAAAACCUGACGUUUCGACGCUCCAUUUAUACUGAGUUCAACAUGAAACAACCACGUUUUGCAUAUAGAGGUGUACCUCAGGGAGGAGUCUUAAGCCCGCUCCUCUACCUGAUUUAUGUUGCCUGUAUCACUGAUGGGCUCUCUAAGUUUGUUCAAGUUUCACAAUUCGCCGAUGAUAUAGCUCUCUAUACUAACGUUUUGCCUUUUGCUAAAAGCCAAAGUCUAUUAGAAAGGGGAGUUGAGACGACCCGUGCCAACCUUCUGAGCUUAGGACUGGUCUUAAGUUUCAAGAAGACAAAAUUGGUACACUUUAACAAGGAAAAUAUUGAACCUGGGAACACCUCAAUCACUCUCAAUGGGCAUAAAAUAGAUUCUGUAGAAUCCACUAGAUUUUUGGGUAUCAUUUUUGACUUCCAAUUGACAUUUAAGCAACAGGUCAAAGCAGCUCAACUAAGUGUCAAAAAGCCCAUAGGAUACUAAAGUAUAUUUGUGGAACGUGGUGGGGAGCUCAUCCCGAAACGCUUCAGAUUUUGUAUAAGAGUUAUGUUCGAGCUACUAUUGAUUAUGGAGUCUUUAUUUGCUAUCCCAAAACAAAAGAGCUUGCACAAACCAUUGAAAAGAUUCAAUACGCUGCCUUAAGGACCGUUAUGGGAUAUCGGUUCUCCACGCCUAAAAAUGUCAUUCUUGCAGAGACUAAAGUAACGUCUAUCAAAGACCGAGCACUCUACUUGGGCUGCAACUAUAUCACCAAAGCUCUUUCUAAUGAAAGCAACCCAGCCUGCAAAAAGAUCAAACAGUUCUACAUUAAUCACAAGAAAAGUAAACUCAAAAAAAGGAGAGUUCUUGCAGUCUGUAUAAAUAAAGUGUUAACAGUAACCAACAAGAUCUUAUACACUAGCCAAUACAAUGAAGUCUACCUUAGUAGGUAUAAAGCAAUAUAUCAUCAGCCUAGUAUCAAUCUAGGCCUGGGUAAGAUGCUAAACAAAUGUCAUAAUCCCAAUCUCGUUCUAGAUCUCUUCUACUUCGACGAUACUCUGGUGAAGUUAUUUACAGAUGGUAGCAAAAUGGGAGAUUCCCUCUCCGUAGGUUCGGCCUCCGUAACUGAGGACCUUGACUUUAUCCACUCUAGAAGCUUAGACCCACACUCCUCAAUUUUUACAGCUGAAGCCAUGGCUAUAAAUACCACUCUUGAAUAUGUUGCUGAAUCAAGAAGUUCAAGACACAUCAUUUUUUCUGAUUCCCUAAGUGUUCUCCAGGCCCUGCAAAAUAAAAGCGCAGGCUGUCUAAAUCAUCCUCUGAUAGUCAAGGCUAAGAGACUGUUACUUGAAAUCUCAGAAAACAGUAUUAUUGAGAAUCCUUUGCAACUGGUAUGGAUACCUGCACAUAAGGAAAUUUUUGGUAACGAACUUGCUGAUCUAUAUGCCAAAAAAGCCACAAAGUCACCUCCAGAAAAUUGUACAGUUCCUUACUCAGACUUCAAACCAUACUGGAAAGAAUUAGCUUAUGAGAACACUGUAAAUUAUAACCUGGAAAUAGAAGCCACCAAAGGAAAACAGUAUUUCGAAAAUUUUUACACCAAUACCAAACAUCCAUGGUUCAGAAACAAGAAUCUUUCAAAAAAAGCCAUUGUCACCAUUAACCGAUUGAGAGCUGAUCAUUACAGUUCUGCCUCAUCUUUAGCACGAAAGAACAUAGUGGAAUCUCCAGCGUGUGAAUGUGUCCACAACUUUCAGGAUGCAGAUCACCUUCUAUGGGAUUGCCCACGGUAUGUGGAACAGCGUGUUGCAAUGGUUAAUAGUUUCAAAAAAAAAACAAAAUUUCAGUGAAACCCGAAGUGAAGUACAUACUGCAAAAUUUAAACUCCAAAGUGAUUGAAACCAUUAUUAAGUUCUUAGACGAUUGUAAUAUAAAUUUAUAAAUUUCUCUAUCUCUGAUCAUACUAUGUAUAUAAUGUAUGUAUACUUUCUAUUUUGUAAUAUUUAUUUUUUUUCUCUUUUCUUCUUCUUUUUGUAUACGUCCGUGUAGACCUCUAUAGGUCUGGGUACGCCUAAAUAAUAAAAAAAAGAGGUUUCCAAAUUCAUUAUGUUGUAUUCUAAACUUUCAGAGUAUUAUCCAACGAAUUGGUUUAGUAGAAGAAGAUAUGGUUAUCGAUCAACUCGAUGCCCUUGACAGUGUAGAUGAAGAAGACUUUACAGAAAAAGAAAUCAAUCAAUUUUGUGAAGGCGUAGAGGCUGCUUGUGAUGCGCAACCUGCAGUGCUCGACAACCAGCUACUAAAAGCUAACCUGGCUGUGAAUUCCACAUAGAGAGCUUCAGUGCUCAAUAGAAAGCAAUUAAACGCUACUCUGUCUGCAAAUCCCAUAAAGUUGCAGCGCUUAACAAAAAGCAAGUGAACGCUACUCUGUCUGCAAAUCUAAAGAAGAAAUCUGCAGUGCUCAAGAAAAAGCAAGUGAAUGCUGGUCAGCCAGCAAAUCCUGUUCAGAAAGUUGCUGUGUCCAACAAUGAGCAAGCAAAUGCUGCCCAGCCAGCAAAUCCUGUUCAGAAAGUUGCUGUGUCCAACAAUGAGCAAGCAAAUGCUGUCCAGCCAGCAAAUACCGUUCAGGAUGUUGCAGUGAACAAUGAAGAGCAAGUGAACGCUACUCUGUCUGCAAAUUUAAAGCAGAAAGCUGCAGUGCUCAAGGAAAAGCAAGUGAAUGCUGCCCAGCCAGAAAAUCCUGUUCAGGAAGUUGCUGUGCCCAACGAGGAGCAAGCGAACGCUCCACCGCCAGCUCAGCUUAUUCAAGAAAUUGCUGAGCCAAACCUAAACGCAGCUGUAAAUAAUCAGGAUUAUAUUAGCACAGUGAGUACGCUUAAUUGUUUUUAUUCAAUGCUUAUCCUGCUUGAAUAAUUUCUGUCAUAAAUAAAAAAAAAAUUUGGUUUAUAUACAAAUACACAAUACUGGAAAAGAAAUUUUGAAAACAUACCGUUUAAGUUUACAAAAAAAAAAAAUUCCAUUAAAACAUACUAUUAGAUCCAAAAGUGUAAGAUUGGUAAUUGAGCGAGAAAAAUUACACUUCACACCAUAUCACUCCUGAGGACUGUUUAGAUAAAUUUGUGUAAGUACUUACGAAAUUAAAUGUAAAACAACAUUAUAAAUUUAUACCUUAUCCUCUGUAAUCACACAACGAAGGUUUGGAAUUUUGGCCAAUGAAAUUGCACACCUUUUUAAAGGGGAAAACGUUUCAACUUAUUAUACACCAUACGUCCAGGAAGGAAAACAUAUAAUUUUAGCCAGUGGCAAACUCUGGAAUCAUUUCAACAAAAAAUUGUUUGAGAGAAGCUCAACUGUUAAAAUGGAUGUCCUAUGAUAAACAACAGGCUGUUCUCAAUGAAGAUGAAGCUGCACUAAUUGAUGAAAAUGAGCACGUAGCGUGGCUCUCAAACCACUGAGAUCCGUGGGAGGAGGUCAUCAAUCAUUGGAAAAGUAGUAUGAAUGUACGGAGAAUACUUCUGCUGGAGACCGAUAUAACUGUAUAUGAUUAUAUUCAAAAAUUCAAUUGUCGUCAAAUUCAAUCUGGAAAAGAAUUGUUUGACAUUGAUUUCAAGGCACUAUAACCUCAAAACCGAAUAAUUGAUGCAAAACAAUGGGAGAAAAUAAGAACUUACUUAAUUUCAUACUUAGAUGCAACAUCAAAUGUGUAGAUGAUGAAGCUUUUCUUGAACUCUUGAAGUCUCGCGAUCUAAGUUCAGGUCAGAAUCAAGGGGCGCGACAACGCCACGAUGGCAAGUAUAAGUACUAACAGUACGUACGCGUCUUCGGGCGCUGCAGGGCGUCCCUUAUAUACUUUGAUUUUACUACUUCUGGAACUCGUGUUCGUUCAUUAAAGUAGUUUUUCAACCUUAUAUGAGGCUUAGAAGGACUUAUACGAAAGAUGUUUAUCUUAUCUUUCACAUAAAAGAAGAUUUAUAAUCCAUCAUUAUGUCUACAAUGAGUUAUAAAUAAAUGAAAUUAGCGAACUCAUUUUUCGCUUCGCCUGCUGCGGUCUUCCUCUCCCGAUAUUUUUCAGCCUUCCGGUCACAUGACUUCCGCUCAUACAGUAAAGCUAGGUAUAUUAUAUACUACACACUGUAGUACGUAGUCAGAGAACGAGAGGAGAAAACGGAGGUCGUCUGCUCUUAAAAUUUGUUUAAAUAAACUAAGAUUUUAAUUUAGCAGAAAAAUUAUAAUAUUUGGUGAAUAAUCUGCCAGUGAAAAAGUUAGUGCUUUUACCAAGAUCAAAAUUACCAUUUGAGUGCGAAUUGCUUCAUGGAGAUUUGUUGGUUAUGCAUAAUUUUGCACUGUCAGUGAUGAUAAUAUAAGCAGAAUUUUUUUACAUUACAAAAAUUUUGUAUCUUAAAUCCAACAACAACGGUAGCAGACUGCUCGGCAUUAAGUUUUAGUGCAACAAUUCCAUCAUUUUUUUUUCAGCAGUCAAUAAAAAAUGAUGAUGGUGUAUGGUUUAGAGGCAUCGUCUCAUCGUGACUGACUUCUUCUCUUAGAUGAGGUGGU